Messenger RNA from Hyposmocoma kahamanoa, 393 nucleotides. RefSeq lists its product as uncharacterized. Bases 14 to 388 code for a protein of 124 amino acids. NCBI's taxonomy places the organism in Eukaryota, Metazoa, Arthropoda, Insecta, Lepidoptera, Cosmopterigidae. The record is from RefSeq and is a predicted model, not a curated record. The transcript is spliced from 3 exons.
UCAGUUGACGAAUAUGGAUUUUGGGAACAACAACUACAUUUGCGAUUGCAACUGCCAGUGGAUGGUGAAUGUGCUGGUACCGUUGAUGAACAGAAGUGGCAUCAGUGCUGAUAGCAUGAUCUGCAAAAAGCCGCGCGACCUCAGAGGGAUGUCCUUCGCAAAGCUGCACGAGCUCUCAAAAACCCUCGAGUGUCGUGUGAGUGAGAAGCUUGUAGAAGGUCCUGGCCCUGAUGUAGCCAUGAUAUUGGGCAUCAUGAUUGGUAUUUUGGCUACGUUUCCGCUAGUCUUCGUGACUGUUCUGCUGUGGCGGCGAGGGUUCUUUGCGAGAUGUCGUGGACAGCGGCUACCGAAUAAAUAUUACGACGAAGAGGAGAAUGACGCUUUUUGAUUAAU